Molecule: messenger RNA, 940 nt
Organism: Epinephelus fuscoguttatus (brown-marbled grouper)
Lineage: Eukaryota; Metazoa; Chordata; Actinopteri; Perciformes; Serranidae
Exons: 5
Coding region: 116-670 (184 amino acids)
Cellular component (GO): cytoplasm; membrane
Source: RefSeq, a predicted model, not a curated record
CUCAGCUCCUCCUGCUCUUAGUACAACAGAGCCAAUCAGAAAAUAGUUUUGUGUCUCUUUGGCUUUGAAAACAUAAGGAGAGGGUGAGAGGAGCUACGCUGAAAGAUCUCUCACCAUGAACCGGGCCUGGGCUGCGUUCAGGGCUCACCCGUACAUCAGUAACGUCCUGGGAUACACAACGCUGUUUGCCUCCGCUGACCUCAUUCAACAAAGCGUGCUGGGUGGGAAACACACUGCAGGAUCUGCAUCAGAGGACUCGGCUGGCAUCGACUGGUGUCAGACGGCUCGGGUGGCGACUGUCGGCUUCUGUUUCCAUGCCAACUUCAACUACCACUGGCUCCGUUGGCUGGAGAGGAUGCUGCCUGGAGGCGGAGUGAAGGCAGUGACAGGGAAAGUUGUGGUGGAUCAGCUGGUCGCAGCUCCUCUCACCAUCAGUGCCUUUUAUAUCGGUUUAAGCUUACUGGAAAACAAAGAUGACCCGCUUGAAGACUGGAGGCAGAAAUUCUGGACAUCUUACAAGACCGGAGUGGUAUACUGGUCAACAAUGCAGGCCAUGAACUUUGCCUUCGUCCCCCCUGUGGCUCGGACAGCGUUUGUGGGAGGCAUUGCACUGACUUUCACCAUCUUCCUGUGUCACCUCAGGCAGCAGAGCGGCCACAAACUGGAAUAAACUUGAGAUCCUCGACUCAAUGAUGCAAGUUUUUGUACUGACUGUCUGUGACGUUAGAAAAGGCUUAUUUAAGGGAAGAAUUCAGUUGCACAGUGAUUACAUUUACUGAGAAAACAAAGGAGGAUUCCUAAAUAAGCUAAAGGUCACGUCUCUGUGAAUCAGCUGAUUAGCCCACAUCGGUUUUUGUUCAGCUGUGAUGAGUUUCAACUUCCCCAUCUCCAAAUAAACUACUGUAUCCAAAUGCAAAUUACAAUGAUGCAAUAGAGUUUA